AUGAUCCUGUUCUUUAUUCCUUUAGACCACACCGAAGAACAUUCGCCUUUGCUUAAGGUUCUACUUAGUUUCGCUUCAGGUGGUCUCUUAGGGGAUGCUUUCCUUCACCUUAUCCCCCAUGCCGUGAACCCACAUUCGCAUAAUGAGGGUGACCACCAGCACGGACACUCUCACGGCGGACACGACGAAGAAGGGGGUCACAGUCAUGGCCAUGAUCUUUCGGUCGGACUCUGGGUCCUUACUGGCAUCAUUGUGUUCCUAACCGUUGAAAAGGUGGUUCGGUUCUUAAAGGCCGGACACGGUCACUCGCACUCUCAUUUACACUCUCAUUCUGAACCUGACCCUUCUUCAUCGCAAAAAAAAGAAAAUGUAGCAAAAGAAGAAGAGACGAAGAAAAAGAAAGAAAAUAAAGAAGACUACGACGAAGGGAACAAGGAAUUGGAAAAAAAAAUCUCGGAAGUUGACGAAGAUAAAAAUGCCGACAUCGGCGAAAAUGUGAAAAAGGAUGAAAGCAAAGAGGAAAGCAAGGACAGUGAGAAAAAAGAACCUGAUGUGAAUGAAGUGGUUGAAGUUCGAGACAUUGCUGUUGCUGGCUACUUGAAUUUGGCAGCAGACUUUGCCCACAAUUUUACUGAUGGCCUUGCUAUUGGAGCUUCUUUCCUUCUUGGUGCAGCUCCCAGUAGAUCAUAUCCAAACAGUCCCACUUUUUUUUUUUCUUUUUUUCCUUUUUUCUCCUCUUUUCUCCCCUUUUCAUCUUUUUUUUCUUUUAACUAA
Acanthosepion pharaonis is the source of this 774-nucleotide messenger RNA. NCBI's taxonomy places the organism in Eukaryota, Metazoa, Mollusca, Cephalopoda, Sepiida, Sepiidae. The record is from the annotation of a GenBank genome assembly.